This is a messenger RNA of Chlamydomonas reinhardtii, 2905 nucleotides long. RefSeq lists its product as uncharacterized. Gene Ontology annotation, molecular function: catalytic activity. NCBI's taxonomy places the organism in Eukaryota, Viridiplantae, Chlorophyta, Chlorophyceae, Chlamydomonadales, Chlamydomonadaceae. The coding region runs from base 111 to 2348 and encodes 745 amino acids. The record is from RefSeq and is a predicted model, not a curated record. The transcript is spliced from 14 exons.
CAAUAACCUUUCAAGUAUUUAGCACCACUGCGAUUCCUCCGUCCACAACCUUGUACGCGUUUUUGUUUAGCUUCGCAAGUUGCAACAGUCCCGAGGCCGGACAACAAACCAUGCGGCGUCUACAAAGAGCUGAAGAGGUCACGGAAGGUCCAUAUGAGCUGAAGGAGCUCCAGGCGCCGGUGCUGCGCGGGUUCGGGCUCACGGCAUUCGUCAAUCUGUUCGAGGGGAGCGUAGGUGACUUGCUUUACCCCGGCCUGGCGCAGAAAAGCGGCGUGACUCAGGUGCUCCACGAGCUGCACGUACCCGACGACCCGCUCUACCGCGCCGACGUCUCCCCCAUCAACCCCGACACACCCGAGCCAGAGGCCGAGGCGCUGCCGCCACCGCCGCCGCAGCCCGCCGCCGGCACGGCGCCAGACGCCGCCGCCGCCACCGCCGCCGCCGCCAUCUGCGGCGCCAUCAAGCACGCGCUGGCGACGGGGCUGCUGCCGCAUGAGCAGCAGCUGGCGGCGUCGGCGCCAGCGCCAGCACCGGCGGUGGAGGGGAGUGCCGUGGCCGCGGCGGCUACGGCGGCGGCAGUGGCGGCGGCGCCAGCUGACGGGCCGCUCCCGCCGCGGCCGUUCACUGGUAGCGCCACAGUGGUGGACUAUGUGCGCGCCUACCGCUCAGGCGCCACCACGCCCACUGAGGUGGCUGAGCGCAUCAUCGCCUUCGUGGAGGCGGGCGGCGGAGCCAGCGGACCAGGCGGCGGCCGGCGGGCGGCGGCGGCGGCCGGCGCGCCGCAUGUGGGCUGGUUCGCGCCCGGGGGGUGGCGGCCGGAGCAGAUCCGCAAGGAGGCGGAGGAGAGCACGCACAGGCUACGUGAGGGCCGCGCUCGCUCUCUGCUCGAGGGCGUGCCGUUCGCGGUGAAGGACGCCGCCGACGCCCUGCCCUACCCCACCACCUGCGGCACCACAUUCGUGGCCGCCGAGCGCACUCCCACCGCCGACGCGCCUUGUGUGGCGGCGCUGCGCGCUCUGGGCUGCGUACUGCUGGGCAAGACCAGCAUGCACGAGAUUGGGCUGGGCAUCACAGGCCUCAACGUGGGCAGCAAGGCCACAGCCAUCAACCCCUUCUCUCCAGGACUGGCGGCGCCAGCCGCGGCCGCAGCAGCAGGAGCCGACGGCGCCAAGCCCGCCUCCUCCCCCUCCGGCAGCAGCGGCAGCAAGCACCUGCACUACACGGGCGGCUCCUCCAGCGGCACCGCGGCGGUGCUGGCGGCCGGCGUGUGCCCCAUCGCCAUUGGCAGCGACGGCGGCGGCUCCAUCCGCAUCCCCUCGGCCUUCUGCGGGCUGGCGGGGCUCAAGCCCACCAACGGGCGGGUGGGCGGGCUGCACUGCGUGCACGUGGACUGCACCGUGGCCACCCUGGGGCCCAUGGCGGGGUGCGUGCAGGACGUGGCACUGAUGUACGCGGCCAUGUGCGGCGCCGCGCAGUGGGCGGACGCCGGCCUGCCGCCGCGCUCGCCCGGACUGCUGCCCGAGGAGCCGCUGCCCGUGCUGCUGCCCAGCCCCUGGCCCCGGCUGCAGCCGCAGGCGGGGGCGGGGGCGGCGGGCGGGGGACAGAAGGGGCCGCUGGCGGGGCUGCGCAUCGGCGUGUACGACAAGUGGUUUGACGACGCCGCGCCCACCGUGGUGGCGGCGUGCCGGGCGGCCCUGGCGGCUGCGGAGCGCUGCGGCGCGCAGGUGGUGGCCGUGUGUGUGCCCGACCUGGAGCCGUUGCGCGUGGCACACACCGUCACCAUCGUUAGUGAGAUGGCUCAGAACUUCCGGGAGCGCGCCACCAAUCCCCGGCUGCGCUCGGCCUUCAAUCCCGAGUCGCGACUGGCACUGGCCAACAGCCGCUUCUGGAACAGCGCUGAUUACAUCCAGGCUCAGCGCAUCCGGGCGCGCGCCAACGUGCACUUCCGCCGCGUGCUGAGUCAGGUGCACGUGCUGGCCACUCCCACCACACCCAUCCCCUCGCCGCGCAUCCACCCCGCGGCGCUGACAGGAGGCGAGAGCAACCUGCAGCAGGUGAGUCGCGUGAUGCGCUUCAUCGUGGCGCCCAACAUGAUCGGACUGCCCGCGCUGUCGCUGCCGGUGGGGCUGGUGCCGGCGGAGGAGGACCGGACUGCUGCCGCAGGCCCCAGCUCGGGCGCGGUGAUGCUGCCGGCGGGGCUGCAGCUCAUGGGGCGGCCGCAGGAGGAGGCCACACUGCUGAGGGUGGGCGCGGUGCUGGAGGCGGAGCUAGCCAAGGCGGGUGUGACGGCGGGCGCCGCGCCGCCAGUCCACAUCAACCCACUCACUGGCGAGCGGCGGGGACUGUAGCCCCGUCCUGCUGACUGUUACCGCCUUUUGCUGACUUACGACUGCAGCUACGGUACGUAACUAUACGUGUGGAGGGGCAACACGUUAACGAGACUUUUGGGGGCGCGGUUAUACCGUAUGUGUUGGGUGCGUGGUCACGACACAUUUCAAGCUUGUGUUGCGUUUUUAAGCACGUCAAUAGCUCGCUGCUGGGGUGUUGCUAGGGCUAGGAUUGGGGUUGGGGGCCGCUUAGGCAUGAAGGUUCUCUGCUGGGAUGGCAACCGCGGGUUCCCAAAUUAUUGCACUAGUGUCCAUUCCACGCCGAGUGGCAGACUUGGGCCGCACGGGUGCAGAUGCAUGUGAGGUAGGGGCGAGGAUGGCUGGAGAUUGCAGACCUGCCCCUGCUGUGUGUGGGCCCUGCCAGCAGGCCCUGCCGAGGGUACGGGCGCGUUUUGGAGGAUGGACCCGGUCUCGUGCUGUGCAAAAUGAGGCACUGAUACCGUCCUGUCUGCCGUGGUUUGGCCAACUUAUUCAGCGCUUGCUUGCAAACCCAGAUUGCAAACCUCUCACAAAGGGGU